Molecule: messenger RNA, 473 nt
Organism: Racocetra persica
Lineage: Eukaryota; Fungi; Glomeromycota; Glomeromycetes; Diversisporales; Gigasporaceae
Source: the annotation of a GenBank genome assembly
AUGAUCAAAUAUGUCCUACCAAUUCAAGACAUCGUGAAUUUACAGAUAAAACAAAUCUUCCUAGUACUGUUAGAAUUCAACCCAGAGCAAGAAUCAUGUUUUUGAACAAUUCCCAAUACAGACACCACAUAGCUAACGGUACCAUAGGCAUUGUAACAAAUCUCAAUUUACAAAUUGGCCUGGUGUAUGUUAGUUUCUGUGUUGAAAGAGCAAUCAUUAAUACUUCGUUCACUAAAUACACCCACAACUUUUACCUUAAUGGCUUACCUGCCAGUAGCACACAAUACCCCAUACAAAAUGCAUUCGCUCUUACAUAUAGACAAGCCUAUGUAGCAUUAAGCUGCUGCACGAAAUGGGAACAUGUAAAAAUCCAAUCACUUGAUCAUGAUGCAUUUACUGUUGAUCGAUCAAUGACCGAUGAAUAUGAACAACUAGAAUCCAAAGCACUUGAACCAUUAUCACUAAAUAGAUAA